GAAGAGACCACUAUCCUUCUGGCUAGCUAAGAGAGAAAGCUUAGCGCUAUCCAGUAAUCUAUCUAUCUUGUGACUGACCAUGUCGUCUACUAUGCGCCUCCAGGAGUUGUCUCCUAACGCGGAGAUUGUGUCCAAGUCUCAAGCUCGCAUUGUGAAUGUGGCCGCCGCGGUGGGUCUUCAGAAUGUGCUCAAAAGCAAUCUGGGCCCCAAGGGCACGCUGAAAUUGUUGGUCGGAGGAGCCGGUCAAUUGAAACUGACCAAAGACGGUCUUGUGUUGCUCAAGGAAAUGCAAAUCCAACAUCCCACCGCUGCCAUGAUUGCGCGGACGGCCACGGCACAAGACGACGUGACGGGUGAUGGGACCACUUCGACGGUCUUGUUGUGUGGUAGUAUCCUGCAACAGGCGGAUCGGUAUUGUCGCGAAGGAUUGCACGCUCGUGUCAUUGUGGAUGGAUUGGAAUUGGCACGAGAAGCCGUUCUCGAAUUCUUAAAGACGGACUUUGCCUUAGUCCCCGAUAGUAGCGUGGAUGGCUUCAUUCAUGAUCGAGAAUUACUCCAUCAUGUUGCUCUCACGUCGCUACGAACCAAAUUGGAUCCCUCUUUGGCCGAUUCGAUGGCCUCUGCCGUGGUGGAUUCCAUUCAGACCAUCGGAGACAUGGAAGCGGGUGGAGAGCAGCAGACACCCCUCGAUUUGCAUCGCGUGGAAAUCAUCAACAUGCCGCAUUCCACCUACACACCCACUACAAUCCACGACGAAGAAUCCAAACAACCCGAAGAUCUAUUAAAUCCCACGGCUUGUAUCCCCGUCAAGGGAUUGGUCCUGGAUCAUGGAGCUCGUCAUCCCAACAUGCCCACGCUAGUCAAAAAUUGCCACAUCAUGACCGCCAACGUUUCCUUGGAGUACGAAAAGACCGAAGUCCAGUCGGGAUUCUUCUACUCCAAUGCCGAAGAACGAGAAAAACUCGUCGAAUCCGAACGCAAAUGGCUCGACGAACGAUGCCGUUUGAUUGUCGAAUUCAAACGCAAGGUCUGCAAGGAAGGAGAAUCCUUUGUCAUGAUUAAUCAAAAAGGAAUCGAUCCCAUGAGUUUGGACAUGUUUGCCAAGGAAGGAAUCCUCUGUUUGCGUCGGGCCAAACGACGCAACAUGGAACGACUCACAUUGGCAUGUGGAGGAUCGCCCAUUCACAGUCUGGAAGAUAUGGAAGAAUCCAUGCUCGGAUACGCCGGAAAGGUGUCGGAAGUCACCUUUGGAGACGACAAAUUCACCUUUGUGGAAGACUGCAAACACCCCAAAUCGUGCACGCUUCUCUUGCAGGGACCGAAUAAACUCGUCAUGGAUCAAAUGAAGGAUGCCAUUCGAGAUGGCCUACGAGCCGUCAAGAAUGCCAUUGAAGAUGCCGCCGUCGUCCCCGGAGGUGGUGCCUUUGAAUUGGCCGCAUACAUGCACUUACGCAGCAAAGUUGUGCCCUCCACCAAGGGAAAGGCAAAGUUGGGAGUGGAGGCAUUUGCCGAAGCGUUAUUGAUCAUCCCCAAGACAUUGGCGGAAAACUCGGGAUUUGAUGUCCAAGAAACCAUCCUCAAGCUCGAGGAGGAACGGGCGGCUGCCGAGCUACCCGUCGGCUUGAAUUGUACCACCGGGGAACCCAUGCUCCCCGCCGAUGAAGGUGUCUGGGACAACGUGCGUGUCAAACGGCAAUCCUUGUACCUCGCAACCGUCUUGGCCAGCCAACUCUUGUUGGUGGAUGAGGUGAUGCGUGCCGGAAAACAAAUGGGCAAACCACAAGGAGACCCGGGUGAGAUGUAAGGGCGGGUUGUGUUCCAAAGAUAGAUGGGGUUCUAGUAGCUAUUAAUAGCCACAGAUGACGCAGCUUAGCGUUCCCUAAUCUCCUAACUCUUACAAAGAAGUAAGUUACUUACUCAAGCCCUCAAUGAAUAGGAUAAGCACAAUCUAGCUAGCUACUGG
Molecule: messenger RNA, 1963 nt
Organism: Seminavis robusta
Lineage: Eukaryota; Bacillariophyta; Bacillariophyceae; Naviculales; Naviculaceae
Source: the annotation of a GenBank genome assembly